GGAAGAGGCAAGUCAUCUUUAUUGGCUGCUUGCAUAUCUAAAGUACAUCAGCUUCCUCACAGCAGGGUCUUUUACCAUUUUGUUGGCUGCGGUCCUUCAUCCGUUCAACUUUCCAAUAUAGUGAUGCGUCUUUGCUGCUACCUCAUUCCAAAUGGACCAGAGCAAGAAGAUGUUCUCAUGAAGCUCAGGAAUUGUUGGAGAAAUGAAGAGAUAAAAGACAUCCUGCAGCAUGUCCUGCAAACAUCUGCCAAACUCCCUGGCAUGGCCACAUACAUAUUUAUUGAUGCCAUAAAUCAGCUUUCAUUUCCAUCUGAUGUCACCGACCUGUCUUCUUGGCUGAGCACUCAAGGAUUUCUUCCUCCUUCCUAUAAGUGUGUGAUCAGCUGUACCCCAACCUCUGCACUCUGCACCAUAUCACCAUCUACCUGUCUAAAUCUGGAUCUUCUGUCUCCGGAAGCAGCACAGCGCCUGGUGGUCUUAUACCUGUCUCGCUAUAGCAAGAUAUUAAGCACUGAGCAGCUUCAUGAACUUCUACAAAAAUCAUUCUCCACAAACCCUUUGUGGAUAUCGCUUGCCUGCGAGGGAACGUCCGUGUCUAAGGAAAGAUUUGAGAGGCUCACCAAAAAAAAUUAUAGAAUUAGCUGACACACUGCAAGGUUUGCUAGAAAGUAUCAUACAAAGACUGGUGCAGGAAGACUACAGUACCCGGUGAAAAAGCUACUUUGUCUGCUGCAUUGCUGUCAAGAGGGUGUAGCUGAGCAAGACUUGCAAGGAGCCAUGUCUUCUCUAGAAGGUGUCUCAGAAAUACCCACCAUGUAUUGGGCCUCACUUCGCAGAACUUUGAGCUUUCUUCUUCGCGUAGGCCGUGACCACAGAGGGAAAGACAUGCUUAAUUUCUUUCAUGGCAGUGUAGCAAAGGCAGUGGAUCAAUGUUUGCUCAGUCCUGACAACUGUCACCAUAUAUAUUUAGUCAGCCUGGCUGAUUACUAUGAGUACAAGUGCACGGACCAUGUCACAGUGGUGAACCAGCUGCCAAGACUCCUGCAGGAAGCCAUGAUGAACAGUCGCCUGGUUAACUUUCUGAGAAAGGAUCCCCGUGCUCGCUCUAUACAAGCUCACACUAGGGCACGGUACCUAAAGGAUCUACGUUGCACUUACGUAUGCAGGGAUGGCUUCCCCAGGUCUAAAGCUAUGUUCUGUGGCAUGUGUUCAAUGAGAACUGGAGCAUUUGGUCAGCUGUCUGUGAAUAAGCAGAGCUGCGUCCUGUGUGGAGUGCAUGUCGCCAUCAUGGGGAAAGAGGCUUUCUUGUGUCAUCAACAUCACAGGAUCGGCACAACUGAAUGUCUAAUCUGCAAAUCACGUAUUCUAGGCAUCCACCACCAUCUCCCGUUCUUCUGUGUCACAGUGUGGCUUCCAUGAAACAGUAUUGCCUUAAAAAUGUAAUUUCUAUUUAUCUGUCUCAUAUCUAUCUAUCUAUCAUCUGCCUAUC
Bufo bufo (common toad) is the source of this 1489-nucleotide messenger RNA. RefSeq lists its product as uncharacterized. Bases 778 to 1419 code for a protein of 213 amino acids. The record is from RefSeq and is a predicted model, not a curated record. The transcript is spliced from 10 exons. Lineage: Eukaryota; Metazoa; Chordata; Amphibia; Anura; Bufonidae.